This is a messenger RNA of Blepharisma stoltei, 267 nucleotides long. NCBI's taxonomy places the organism in Eukaryota, Ciliophora, Heterotrichea, Heterotrichida, Blepharismidae. The record is from the annotation of a GenBank genome assembly.
AUGAGACAUAGAGAUCUGUAUGAAACCAUGAUGAAAAGAGAUAUAUCAUCAGAUACACUACUCAUGCUGAAGGCGAUGUAUAAGGAGUGCAGUAGCAAAAUCAUUAUGGAUGAGCACCUUUCUAAACCUAUUCGAAUAUGCAAAGGAGUCAGACAAGGUGGAAGCUCUUCUCCUAUAUGUUUUAACUUCGUCCCAAAUGAGCUAGCCUGAAGGAUCAACGAAAUAAAUAUAGGAAUUAGCAUAGGAGAUGCACAACAGAAAGAUUAG